Drosophila pseudoobscura is the source of this 1393-nucleotide messenger RNA. It is a transcript of the gene TwdlC, whose product is annotated as TweedleC. Lineage: Eukaryota; Metazoa; Arthropoda; Insecta; Diptera; Drosophilidae. The record is from RefSeq and is a predicted model, not a curated record. The transcript has 2 exons. Bases 132 to 1256 code for a protein of 374 amino acids.
AUAAAUGCCCGACGCGGAGCUGUCAUCAGUAUCAGUCGACGUUCGAGCUUCUCCAUCGAAGCAGUCAAUCGAUCGAGCUUUAAAGGAUUACGGGUUACAGUCAUCAUCAUCGCAAGGAGCAAUCGUUAGCCAUGCGUGUCUCGUCGCUGUUUGUCGUUUGUGUGGCCACGCUGGUCGCCGGAGCUGUGGCUCGUCCUGAACCACCAUCGCCUUAUGCCUACCAUGGAUUACCCCAGCAGCAGAGCCAGCGGGCACUGCCACUGAACGUUCAUCCGGUUGCGCCACAAAUCUAUCAGACGCUGCCACAGGAGCAAUCGUUCGCCAACUUUGCCCCGCCUCCAGUGCAGCAGCUCCAGCCACAGCCACAAAUGACUUACCUGCCUCCCCAGCAACAGCAACAGCAGCAGCAGCAGCAGCUGCAGCAGCAGGACGCCAUCCUCGAGCAGGUGGCUCCCGCCGCCGAGCCCCUGAACUCCUACGAUGACAGCUACAACAUGGCCCACCGCCUGUCGGGCGUGCAGCAUGCCAGCGGCUACAACAACGGACCGCAGGAGACCAAGAUCCACAAGCACAUCUACGUCCAUGUGCCGCCCAAGGACUUCGAGGAGGAGGAUGCCGUGCAGCCACGUGUGCACCACCAGGUGGGACCCAAGCAGAAGCACUACAAGAUCGUCUUCAUCAAGGCCCCAUCGGCGCCAGCUCUGCGCGCUCCCAUCGUGCCACCACCACCACAGAACGAGGAGAAGACCCUGAUCUAUGUGCUGCACAAGAAGCCCGAGCAGGAGCAGGACAUCGUCAUCCCCACGCCACCACCCACCAAGCCAUCCAAACCCGAGGUCUACUUCAUCAAGUACAAGACCAAGAAGGAGGAGGCUCCCGUCUACGGUCCCCCACCCGCCGACAUGGAGCCCCGUCAGGCCACCGCCGAGGACUUUGCCCCGCUCGCGGAAGUCGCCGAUGUACUGCCACCCACCACCCUGGCUCCCGAGCCAGAGAUCGAGCAGCCCGCCGCCAUUCCCUCGUCCAUCUAUGGCCCGCCCACGGCGCCCGCCUACACGGGCGAGGAGGUGCAGACCACUCUGUCGGCGCCCGCCAACCAGUACCUGCCCCCUGCCACUGCCCCCGCCGCCCUGGCCAUCGAGGAGCCCUCCAUGGCGCCCAUCAUCGUCGAGGAGCAGCAGGAGCAGCGCCAGGCUCACAUUCCCGCCACCAACUACGGUCCCCCCAACCGCUUCUUCCUCAAGAAGUUGAAGUAGGAUCGUACGACGGAGAGGGAGAUGUCUAGCCAAUUUCUCGUUUGUCAUAGUCUAAUGUCCAUAUGGAUGCAUACCCUAUCGCCUAUCCCUACCCCUGCACCCUUCCCCCUUACCAUGCACUGCAUACACACACAUUC